GAAAUGCUGAAAAGAUCUGCAUCAGAGAUAAACACAAUAUUCGCACUUGCAUCAGCGCCUGGGAAGGCAGGUAUUGCCGUCGUUAGAGUCUCUGGACCGGAUGUUCGAGAAGUCUAUAACAGAAUGACAAAAUCGAAAGCACUACCAAAUGAGCGUUUUAUGGCGAAUAGAAGGAUUUUACAUCCAACAACUAAGGAAGUUAUUGAUAAUGCACUUUUGGUUUACUUCAAAGCUCCAAGGUCGUUCACUUCUCAGGAUACACUAGAGAUGCAUCUUCAUGGUGGUAAUGCCGUCGUCAGCGCUACUCUCAAUGCUCUCGCAGAAGUGAAGGGUUGUAGACCUGCAGAGAGAGGCGAGUUCACCAGACGUGCUUUCGAAGCUCACAAAUUGGACCUCACCGAGCUGGAAGGUCUCAGGGAUCUAAUCGAAGCUGAGACGGAAAUGCAGAGGAAACUUGCAUUGAGACAAUCCUCUGGAGCUGUCAGAGAACAAUACGACGAUAUGCGCCUGGAAAUCAUACAUUGCUUAUCUAUCGUUGAAGCUGUGAUUGAUUUUGGAGAAGACGAGCAGAUUGAGGAGGGCGUUCUCGAUGAUGCGAUGGAAUCUGUGCGUAGUCUAAUGGAUAAGAUAAGGAGGCACCUUAAUGAUGGACGCAGAGGUGAAAUACUCCGGAGCGGGAUCAGGUUGGCAAUAUAUGGACCGCCAAAUGCAGGUAAAUCGACGCUAUUAAACCACCUAGCCAAAAGGGAAGCAGCCAUCGUAUCUCCACUACCAGGAACUACACGAGAUGUGAUCGAAUUGAAUCUGAAUCUUGGCGGAUAUCCAGUUAUAGUUUCAGACACAGCCGGUGUGAGGCAUACUACACAAGAGAUUGAGAAACUAGGCGUGCAGAAAGCCAUAGAUGUGGCGAAGCAGGCAGACAUCACACUUGUCGUGCUCGACUUACCUGAUCUAUUGGCAAAAAGGGAACUCAGUGUAGAUUUGAGCGACAUUUCUGCUGACGCCAUUGUUUUACUCAACAAAGCGGACGCGCUGGAGGCGCCUCUCGAUGCAUCCCAACUCAAAGUGAUUGAAACUUUGUUGCAUCCACGCACGAAAUAUUUCAUAGGAAGCGUAAAAACAGUAGACGCAUUGGAGAAUUUCAUAGCUAGCCUUACAGAUGGUAUCAAAGAGCAAUUUGAUUUGGGUAUGACUGAGCUGCCACUCAUUACGGACGCGAGACAUCGGUACCACCUUGAAGAGUGUCUCGGAUUCCUGCAGGCAUUUGUCAAUACUCCCGGAAAUGCUCCGGUGGAGGCUGCUGAAGAGCUGCGCUAUGCUGCACUUGCGUUGGGUAAGGUUACCGGUAGAGUGGAUGUUGAGGAUGUCCUUGAUGCACUCUUCGCGGGCUUCUGCAUAGGCAAGUGAAUGUAUA
Molecule: messenger RNA, 1414 nt
Organism: Wallemia mellicola CBS 633.66
Lineage: Eukaryota; Fungi; Basidiomycota; Wallemiomycetes; Wallemiales; Wallemiaceae
Product: tRNA modification GTPase TrmE
Exons: 3
Coding region: 4-1407 (467 amino acids)
Biological process (GO): tRNA wobble uridine modification; tRNA methylation
Cellular component (GO): cytoplasm
Molecular function (GO): GTPase activity; protein binding; GTP binding
Source: RefSeq, a predicted model, not a curated record